Messenger RNA from Exophiala dermatitidis NIH/UT8656, 1200 nucleotides. Its product is annotated as syntaxin 7. The transcript has 2 exons. NCBI's taxonomy places the organism in Eukaryota, Fungi, Ascomycota, Eurotiomycetes, Chaetothyriales, Herpotrichiellaceae. Gene Ontology annotation, molecular function: SNAP receptor activity; SNARE binding. Gene Ontology annotation, biological process: vesicle fusion; Golgi to vacuole transport; intracellular protein transport. The record is from RefSeq and is a predicted model, not a curated record. Bases 155 to 946 code for a protein of 263 amino acids. Gene Ontology annotation, cellular component: endomembrane system; membrane; SNARE complex.
AUUCAAUCCGUCGCCCUUCGCCCAAGUUCCAGGCUUCCAUGAUUCCUCGCUCGCUGCCUCCAUCAACUUACGACGCUCUCUACGCUGCUUCUGCUUGAAUUCACUGUCGCUGCACUUACUACUCUGGACUCCGUGGUCGAUUAGGGCAACAACCAUGUCAUUCGACCGGCUCUCGUCCCUCGAGUCGCAGCCGACUACGACCCGGCGCCAGGAUGAUCCCCAUUACAGAGACGACCCUGAGUUUCAAGACUUCACCGAAUCGUUGUCCACGAAGCUUUUCGAGUUAACGUCCAACAUCUCGCGCCUGUCCAACCAGCUUGCGAAACGGGAUACAGAAAGAGUUCGAGAACGGGUACAUGACCUACUUGAGGAAACACGUGAAGGAUUUAAGGAAGUGGGAGAAGGGGUCAAGAGGGUACAAGCCUGGCCGGAUUUAAAUCCCGCUCAAAGAUAUACAAACCAGAAAUUAUCGCGAGAGUUCGCAUCUGCCCUUUCGGAGUUUCAAGUAGUGCAGAGAAGGGCGAUCGAGAAAGAGCGAGCCUCUAAGGCGGCGCUCGAAGAAGCCACAAGCGCUCAGUCACCAUCAGCAGAAGGACAACAACAGCUUCAAACCCUCGAAGAACCCAGACUGGCACAACAAGACGAGGUCGACUAUCAAGAGAACCUGAUCAUUGAACGAGAAGGAGAAAUCCGACAGAUCGAACAGUCUGUUGGCGAACUGAAUGAAUUAUUCCGCGAUGUCGCCACCCUUGUGCGAGAUCAAGGUGAUCUGAUCGAUGCGAUUGAUGUCAACGUCGAGAAUACCCUGACCGACACACGGGGAGCGGAUGUGGAACUAAGAAGCGCAAGUCGAUAUCAGAAGGCGGCACGCAACAAAGCCUGCUGUUUAUUGUUGAUAUUAGCCAUUGUGCUGUUGAUCAUUAUCUUGGCUGUUGUUUUGGGGUGAGAAGCAGACGCCGCGAACUGGAGGAUUCGGCGUCCGGCUGUGGGCAUCAAUGAUCGGAUUGUAUAGCAACUGCGGUCUGAAGGGUAUUUUAUUGCGUAAAGGGCGUUUGGGAAGAUAUGGCAUGGUAGAGUUAGACCAGGCUGCACCCAGGUCAAGUCAGUAAUACUACGUCGAACAUAUCUUUGAUACCUCUGUCUUGCAUCGACCUUGGAGGAUGCGCGCUUGUGCUUAACCGGAGUACUUCACACACGCAA